Molecule: messenger RNA, 690 nt
Organism: Anisakis simplex (herring worm)
Lineage: Eukaryota; Metazoa; Nematoda; Chromadorea; Rhabditida; Anisakidae
Source: the annotation of a GenBank genome assembly
AUGGUCGGAUGGAUCACCGAGAAACUGAAGACAGCUAAAGAUGAUUCAUACCUGGAUCCAACCAACAUCCGUGGUAAAUUGCAAAAGCACAUGAAUUAUGAACAAGAACUGAAAGCGAAUAAGAAUCGACUCGAUGAAAUCAACGCAACUGGAGAUGCGUUGAUCAAGGAGAAUCAUUAUGCAGCCGAUCACAUCAAGAAACGUCUCGCCGAAGUUGAUGGUAUGUGGGAUGAUCUUGUCGAUGCCACCGCUAAGAAAUUGGCUAAACUCAAGGAGGCUGGUGAUCAACAGCAAUUCAAUCGGAACAUAGAGGACGUGGAGUUAUGGUUGAGUGAGUUGGAAGGACAAAUAGCAUCUGAAGAUUUCGGUAAAGAUUUGAUAUCGGUUCAGAAUCUGCAGAAGAAACAAGCGCUGUUGGAGAGUGAUUAUAAUGCGCAUCAAGAUCGAAUCGAAAGUCUUCAUAAUCAAGCAAAGACAUUCAGUGAGAGUGGUCACUUUGAUGCACCAGUGAUUCUUCGUAAAGAAGAGGCACUUCGCAAUCGUUACAACGCGCUGCGUGAUCCACUGAAUAGUCGAAAGGCGAAACUGGCCGAAUCUCUGCAAGGCAAUCAGCUGUUCAGAGAUAUUGACGAUGAACUGGCUUGGAUUCGCGAAAAAGAACAGAUCGCUGGUAGCACCAAUAGAGGUUAG